AUGAAUCGGUUUCCUCUUCACGACCCCCCCCUGCUCGCUCAGUGGCUGAAGGCGGUCGGCCGGGCCAACUGGCACCCCCGGCUCGGCUCGUCAAUUUGCUCCACCCAUUUCACCGAGGACUGCUUCGACCGCACGGGAGACAAAGUCGUCCUCCGUCCGGACGCCGUCCCCACGCGGCUGGUCCACAGCAGCUCGGCACCCUUAUUUGCCAAGUACGAUGCUGUGGAGCUCUACCUCCGUCAACGCAUCUAUCCUCCGGGUCUGAGCUACGUGGAGAAAAACACCUUCAGGAGAUUCUGCAAGAAGUUCGUCAUCAAAGACGCUGAGCUCCACAUGGUGAAGGGGGAGCGGGUGCGUCUGGUCCUGAGGAGCCAGCAGCAGGUGGAAGUCGCCCUGAAGGAUUAUCACAACGAGCUGAACCACCUCGACACCAACAAGUGUCUCCGGCUGCUCAACGAGAGAUUCUUCUGGAAAACCAUGAAGCCCGACGUGGUGCAGUGGAUCAGCAGCUGCUCCGAGUGCAGCCGGACGACGAGGAAGAAGCCGGAGAAGCAGGCGGCGGGGGGGGGGGGAUCCGAGUCCUCGCUGCAGACGCACACAUCACCUCAGCUUCACCGAGACGCCAGCAGGUACAUCACUGUGUCCAUCUAA
Molecule: messenger RNA, 651 nt
Organism: Pleuronectes platessa (European plaice)
Lineage: Eukaryota; Metazoa; Chordata; Actinopteri; Pleuronectiformes; Pleuronectidae
Exons: 5
Coding region: 1-651 (216 amino acids)
Source: RefSeq, a predicted model, not a curated record